Pseudo-nitzschia multistriata is the source of this 2684-nucleotide messenger RNA. The record is from the annotation of a GenBank genome assembly. Lineage: Eukaryota; Bacillariophyta; Bacillariophyceae; Bacillariales; Bacillariaceae.
UUCACUCAUCAACACCUUGCAGCUGUCAUAAGUCAUCAUAAAAAGCGAACUGACCGCAAUACACACUGAUUCAUUCAAUAUUAUCAGUGUAACAGUGACACUAAUUCACAACCAAUCGUUUACACACUCAUUUAAAUUUCCUCGCACAACUGCGACUAUCUAAAGUGAUUCUUUACAGAAGAGGUGUCAUCGUUGCCAUCUUCUCUCUCAACGAAUCUCAUCAUCACAAAAUCGAUACUCUAGCUCCUUAUUUUUAUUGACGUGCUUCUCUUAUCACGAUUUUGGAGGUGCGAAUCGACAAUUCAAUCUCACUCAUAGCAACCACAAUAUCAAGUCUCACCAAACGAAGACACACUCUUUUCUCAAUCCCCACAAAAUUCCGACUUUUCUUUCGGAACGAAAAGAAACAAGCAGCAAACAUCGAAGCAAGGAAGAAACACCAAAGAACCACAUCAAAUCAAACAGAGCAAGCGAAGUCUUCACACUUCAAUAUACACAGAUAACAAUGGCACAGAGCGUGAACCAGCACAUGGUGACCGGUUUUGGUAGGACGGUGAGACGCAUCAGGAACCCCAACCCACAAGAUGUUCUUAGUGGACGAGGCGGAGGAAUCAACAGCCACGCGGGGAACAAGGCAUUCCGCAGCUGGGUCGAAGAGCGAAAGCCCGCGUACAACCUCGCCGAGAACAAGCAGGCUAAGACCGAGGUCGCCAUGCAAGUAGUUCAACAGGUCCAUAACCAGCGUCCAGUCGCCGGAAGAUUCCUCACUAAGGACAAGAGCAUGGAGGGAACAGGCGGCACAACUUGGUGGGUAGAAAUCGAUGAGGCCAAGGCGCUCGCGAAAACUACCCAAGCUUUGCGAGAGGGGGCGCCGAAGAUUCGAGAGGCCCUCCAGAACCAAACAGGCAGUCCUCUGUUGGGUCCAAACAGUCGUCCCAAACCCCCUAAGAAGCGCAAGAGAAAGCCAUCUGGCAAAGCAGCAAACAGAGAUGGAUCAAUUACCACGGCUACGGGUCAGCCCAGAGUGGGAAUCAAUUUGGGUGCACCUUUGCUGGAUGAUGAUAGCGAAAAACAGAUCCUCCAGGAAUUCAAACAAGACGUAUGCCAUCUGAAACGCUACAAGUCGGAGCAGCUCCUCUUGCCCACCUCAAACUCUAACCUGAAACAGGUUUACGAUCAGGCUCUGGUUCAGCUCCAUGCAAACGCCGAAAAAGCAAAGAAAGUGGCUGCCGAAAGGACGGGGGGAACCCAACAGAAUGUACAAAAACCGCAAACAUUCUUUCCGGCAACCGGAUCUCGAAUUGCACCUCUAACCAGCAACAAGGUCUUCAAAGAGAAGUACAGCCAACAGCAACAAGGCAAUGUGCCACCGGCGAUGCCAGCAAUCGAUCCCAAUGCCGCCACGCCUCCGCUUAUGGCAGCUCCGGAACCCAAUAAUAGCAUUCCCUAUUUGAGUUUGAACGCCCAACCAGCACCCAAGCGCGCAAGGCUUCGUCGAAACCACAGCCUGGCCUUAUCAGAUUACGACGAGAACGCUCUAGAUCCAGCUACCGACGAAGUGCCGGCCUUUGUGGAUCCGUUUGCCAACGAAACGGAUGUCCUCCUAAACAACAACGGUGUACUUCCGUCUCACGCAACCUCUUUUGUUCCUGAUCAACUAAGCAAGAGCGGGGACAGAUUGGCUGAAACUAGUGGACAAUCAAGGUAAGCAUUCGAAAUGAAUAUUCGAUGUCACGGUUUUGUGAGCAUUUGAUGCCGAGAAGGCCUUCGGUUUUUGUCCUCUUUGUAGUCGCUAAAGCAUAGCACCUCACGUACUGAAGUCCUGCUUACUUUUUCUAUGAAAACGAUCGAUUCAAUGCAUAACAAAACAGCAGAUUGAACUACAACAGAUCCGUACAUCGAUACCUCGAUAGAAUCUUGUCAUUUUCGUCAAACCCGUUGCAUCUUUGGGAGGAUGGUUUGAAGGGAAAUAAUGAGCAGGUUGAAACUCGCGUUGUUGACAUCAGAGAUGAUUAUUUCUUAUGCGAUGCCUUGCCCCAAGAUGAAUAGGACGCGAAGAUAAUCAUGAGGGUGGUGUAUCAAAGCCCCAGGAACCUCAGACAAGAAGAUGGAUAUUGUCAAGUCCAUUCUCCCGAGGCAUACCCAACAGCAUAAUUCGAUGUUCCUAGUUUCGUGUCAUCGCAGAUCAGUUUUUGUAUCAGAAGCAAUGAAACUAUUGAACCGAGAUCCUGACCAAGAUAACCUGUAAACAUACUUUCAAGUGGCAACGCGGUUGGAUGGAACGAAACCAGAAAGUGCCAUAGAACAAACCAGAAGCCAUCAGAAUGUUGCCACGCAGUAAUCAUAUUUACACGAUGACAGUAUGCCACCAAAAGUGACUGAGGAACAAAAUGUAAGGAAUGAUCCACGCGUCUUUUUCCGGUACACAUACACAGUGAUUGUAAUAUAUAUCUGACGACUUUCAGGGGAAUACAAAAAGUCGUAAACAUAGAACAGUUUUGGAAUAGCAUGAAAAUACAAUAGUAGCGAUCGAAGACAUUGAGCACACCCGUUUAUGCUGUCUCAUCAUCUUGGAAAAGCGCAUCGUAGUAGCAGCAACACGAAUAUCCCCUCUUGCAUCAACAUUUUACAUCUAAUUUGGGACAGGUUCAACACCAGCUUUGUAAUAAAAUUUCAUCUUACAG